AUGGGGAAAACAGCAGCAGAGUGUGAGGGAGCUGGAAAGUGGAAAGGAGCAAAGCUUCGAACAUAAUCAUUGCAAGCCACGGCAUAUAAUCAAUUUGAUCUAACGUAUUGUAUCGGAGAAUCAUCCUAGUUGGCACAUGGCCACGACUGCAAACGGCGGAGGAAGAAGAGGUAGCAGCGGCGGCGUCGGAGACGAGCCGCUGGAAAAGAUGACCGAGAUAAGCAAAACCCUAAAAGAAGGGGAAAGGAUUCUGGCGCCAACCCGAAGGCCCGACGGUUCUCUACGAAAACCCAUUCGGAUUCGUGCAGGUUACGUGCCUCAAGAUGAAGUGGCCAUCUACCAGUCUAAAGGUGCCUUGUGGAAGAAGGAGAUGGAAUCACAGCAGUCAGUACCUCCGGGUUAUGAUCCCGUAGAUGCAAAGCCAAAGUCCAAGGCAGCCAAGAGGAAUGAAAGAAAGAAGGAAAAGCGACUUCAGCAGGCUGCUCUUGAGAAAGGCAAGAACUCGGAAGGAGUGUCAGAUGUGGAUGUCGAAAAUGAAGAAUCGCAGUCUACUGAAGAUUUAGGGCAUACAUCCAAAUCUGUUGAAGCAUUGACAUCUCAGAUGAAAGCGAUGGCUGUUUCAACAAAUUCUAUUGGAGUAACUCCUCCAGUAGACUCGUCGGAAGCUUCAUGUCCCGAGCCUGCCAUCCAGGAUAUUGAUAAAAGAAUCCGGGCUCUAAAAAAGAAGAUUCGGUUGGCAGAAGCUCAGCAGCAGAAGAACGCUGCAGAGAACGCGAAACCAGAACAGCUGGAGAAGUUCACGAAGCUGGAAGGCUGGCGCGAGGAGCUCAAGCUCUUGGAAUCUACAAGGGCAGAGCAGGUAUCAUCCUGAUUGCAGGCCUGCCUUCUUUUUUCUACCUUUGUCCGAACAGCAGUGUAGUUCAUCGAAUUCUUGUCUCUCGUGCUGAUUGUCGAAACCAUUGAACUCUUGAGACGCUAUAUCCAGACAGUCUUUUAGCCCACAGGAUCUAUCUUCUGUCCAGUGCCCAGUACAGUUAUCGCUUAAGAUCAGUCUAGAAAUGAGAUUUAGGUAAACGAACUUGUAUAUUGCCACUGUUUUGUGUGUCUUGUUUGGUUCUACUCUACACUGUGAUGGCGAUCUUCUUGAGGCCUUGUUGUCAAAUUGGUCACGGAAGUUUCAAUGAUGUUACGAAAUAGUCACCGAAUUUCGAUUUGGUAACAAAAGCUGAUUGCUUUGGUAACACAAUGGGUUACUUGUUGAGCGCUCAAUCAAAU
Molecule: messenger RNA, 1275 nt
Organism: Linum tenue
Lineage: Eukaryota; Viridiplantae; Streptophyta; Magnoliopsida; Malpighiales; Linaceae
Source: the annotation of a GenBank genome assembly